This is a messenger RNA of Trichoplax adhaerens, 1113 nucleotides long. RefSeq lists its product as uncharacterized. The record is from RefSeq and is a predicted model, not a curated record. The coding region runs from base 1 to 1113 and encodes 370 amino acids. Gene Ontology annotation, molecular function: protein binding; nucleosome binding. The transcript is spliced from 13 exons. Gene Ontology annotation, cellular component: nucleus; HIR complex. Lineage: Eukaryota; Metazoa; Placozoa; Uniplacotomia; Trichoplacea; Trichoplacidae. Gene Ontology annotation, biological process: chromatin organization; DNA-templated transcription.
AUGAAGCUAGUCAAGCCAGAUUGGAUCGAACAUGAAGGCGGUGCUAUCUACUCACUUGAUAUUCAUCCAGAUGGUUCGCGCCUUGCUACUGGAGGUGCAGGUAAAGGCUGCGGAGAGAUUUGCAUUUGGAAUAUGACCCCACUAAGAAUGGAAGAGGAGGAGAAGAAUGAAGCGUGCGAUAGAUUGUUGUGUAAGAUGACAAAUCACUCAGAUAGUGUAAAUUGCGUUCGAUGGUCAGCUAGUGGUAACUAUCUAGCGUCCUGUAGCCUUGGUAUUGUGAUAAUUUGGCAUAAAAGCAGUGUUGAAUCUAGUACUAUAUUUGGUGGAGGCAGGAAUAUUGAGAAUUGGACGUGCUCUCAUAUGUUGCAUUCACAUAAAGAAGAUGUUCUUGACUUAGCUUGGAAUACAGACGAUUCUAUGCUUGCAACUGCAGGAAUUGAUGGGGUGAUUCUUGUUUGGAAUGCUAAGUGCUUCCCAGAAAUUAUAUCAACUAUUACGGAUCAUCAAGGCAGUGUAAAAGGCCUUACUUGGGAUCCUAUAGGAAAAUAUUUAGCAUCUCAGUCGAUUGAUAAAUCCUUACGUGUAUGGAGGACAAUAGACUGGAAACAGGAGGUCGCUAUUACUAAACCAUACUUGAAGUGUAACUUUGUUCUACGUUGUAGCUGGUCACCAGACGGCCAAUGCUUGGUAUCGUCUCAUGCCGAUAAUAACGCUGCUCCGGUAGCUAAGAUUAUCGAGCGACGCGGUUGGAAAGUUGAUAAAGAUUUUGUGGGUCAUGAAAAAGCAGUUUGUGCUGUGAAAUUUAAUCCGACCUUAUUUCAUGAAAAUGUUCCUACAGCAAGUAAAUUUGAUGUAAGCUUUGCUAUUUGUUGUUACUGCGCUCUUGGAAGCCGUGAUUGCUCGAUUUCUGUUUGGUCGACUGCUCUACAGCGACCGGUGGUUGUAGUUAAUAAUCUCUUCGAUAGUACCGUAGCGGAUUUAACCUGGAAUUCAUCCGGUAACGAGUUAUUAGCCUGUUCUUUGGAUGGCUCAGUAGCUUACUUUAGUUUCUCUGAAACGGAAUUGGGAAAAUCUCUAACAGAAAAUGAAAGGGUGAUAAAAUUAAUUGAUUGA